AUGUCGAGUAGCCCAUUUCCGUAUACAUGCGAGCUAUGUGGAGCGGAAGGUUUAACGGACGAUGGUAUGCGUACUCAUACCCUCGAAGCCCACGUGGCUGGUCGCCCAGAUUGCCCUUUCUGUGACUGCAAUGUUCCGCAAACUCAGCUUGUUGGCCAUGUGCAGAGAGCUCAUCUUCAUUACUUGACACCGGAAAGGGAACUGAUGGCGUUUAUUGAUGAUCAAAGUCCUGGUUACGACGAAGAUUCAAAAAUGACUACGACAGAUAGUUGUAGUUACAACACGCCAGGGUCUAUUAACGGCUGGCAUAGUCCUGAUAUGUCAUCAACAUCAUUUCAUAAUGGCGCCAUAUCGAAAAACAUAAACUAUCAUAACGGUUACCAGGACAAAGAUAACUACCAUAAAAGUGAAAGGGACGACAACAGGUGCUCGCGUUCACCUAAAAAUAUUAAUCUAUGUAAUGGACUGAAGAACAUUAAUAUAAGUAAUGGGGUAAUACCGAAAAAAAAUCACAGUAGGGAGAAUUCUAGCGACGGUGAAAUUAUUAGUGGCCAUGAAAGAAAGGGUCAUCAUUGCAGCCCUAGUCAUAAUACUGAUAAUUACGAAGGGUCCCCAAAUAAAAAUAAGUUAUCUAUGGCAAGCGCGGGUCAAGGUUCACCGCUCAGAUCUCAACUUGCGCUAAAACUUAAAACCAAUACUCCUAAAAAAUCUCCACCGACACCUAGUCCAACAGUUCAGUGCUUGUUAUGUGAUUUCACAUCAACAUGUCCCAGAAAAUUAGAAGAACACAUUAAUAGGGCUCAUUUUGACCUCACGUCUCCCUCUGUUCUUUCAAAUGCAAACGCUAAUGCUAAUAUUACUGAAAACAUAACCCUGGGGCUAAGCAACGCUACACUGACCUUAGACAAUCCAACUUUAGCUUUAAGUGCUAUGGCCAUGUCUCCGGGGCCUCAUUCCUCCUCAUUUCAAUGUCCGAUAUGUGAAAGAGAGUUUACCAGCGGUCCAGAAGUGGAAGUGCAUGUCAAUGUUGAGCACAGGGACAUAUUAAGCCCGCAGAAAUCAGAUCAAUUAGACAAUGCAUCAUGUGAUGAUGUGGUUAUGAUGGAAGAGAGCCCUGUCAGUAAUUGUCCAGUGUGCUGCCAACCAUUACCUCUGUCGGAACAUGAAUUGAUUCAGCACAUUGAGGAACAUUUUGAAAAGGGGGAAGAUGGUGGUGCAAAUACCUUAACAGCUGCUGAAAGAGAAGCUCAGAGGAAUAGAGAGGAACAUGAGUUUCAGAUGUUGAGGGCUCAAUAUGGUAUGGAGGAAGAGGAUGAGGAGGGCUACACAAACCGGGCCACUAAUAGCUUGAAGCGUGCUGUGUACAGCGGCGCCUUAUCUGUGGCCGGGUACUACGAACGUAGCGUCGGUCUUCGACGGGCCACUGCUACUGGCAAGGAUACUGGUUCCUCUAGGACUAAUGGAAUUCUUGAAAGGAUAGCUCAAUUAAAUGCUCAGAAUCCAAGUAUAGUGAAGACGUACCUCUGUAGUGCAGUGGAUCACUACGCCAGCACAUACGGAGACAGGGGUUGGGGUUGUGGUUAUAGAAACAUGCAAAUGCUACUUUCGUCGCUAAUAAAGCAUCCUCAGUACGCCCGGCUGCUCGGUGGCGCGGUUGACCGCGACUGUGAGUGCGUGCCUUCAAUACCGCGGUUGCAACUUUUGGUUGAACGCGCUUGGCAACUUGGAUUUGAUACACAGGGUUCAGAGCAAUUGGGCAGCAAGCUUCAUAACACCCGCAAAUGGAUUGGGGCCUGCGAAGUCGUCACAGUUCUCUCAUCGCUAAGGAUAAAAUGUCAGCUGAUAGAUUUCCACAAGCCAACAAGCCCAGACGGCAGCCACCCAGCGCUGUUCGACUGGGUGUUGCGAUAUUUCCAAGAGGAUCCAAAUGCCUUCAAGCCUCCUCUUUAUCUUCAGCAUCAGGGUCAUUCUAGAACAAUAAUAGGAUACGAAAAACACAAGGACGGCAAAGCGACCUUACUAGUCUUAGAUCCAUCUCAUUCACCAGCUCAAGUGCGUGCCGUUGUAUGCGGCGGCUUGGCCAGUGGAGCAGCGUUGCGUUUGUUGCGUCGCGGUGCGUCCGCACUGCGUGCGCGACAGUACCAGCUGCUGUGCGUCACCGGCCUGCUCACGUCCGACAGCGAGUACGAGGCAAGCAAAGUACUCCAGUCGGUACGCAUACCAUAG
Messenger RNA from Parnassius mnemosyne (clouded apollo), 2226 nucleotides. The record is from the annotation of a GenBank genome assembly. Lineage: Eukaryota; Metazoa; Arthropoda; Insecta; Lepidoptera; Papilionidae.